AUGACCUUGAUCAUCGAUUGCCUCAUUGAAAAUCUACCCCUCCGAGCCAGAGACGAUUCUCGUGUGAUAGAUAUUUCCAAACGAGCCCACAAGAUAACAGCCACGCCUCGUCACAAAGUGGAAAACCCAGUAGGAGACUUUAUAAUCUCUGGGGCUUUGAAGCUGCAAGAUGAUCAGACCGCCUUACCCUCGUCCGUACUGCAAGCCAAACGUCCCGUCCGAUACGCGGAUGAGAGCAGCGCCAACGCCAGGCUACUCGAGGCGCUAGCAGCUGAGGCAGCCGCGGUACAAAGUGAUUCGAACAGUCUCGUCCCUCUGCGCCGCAGUAUCCAACAACAGGAGACUACCCAAGGCAUCGACACUGCGGUGACUGUAUCCACAAUCGAGGAUGAGGAGGAGGAGGCUGAGGCGAAAGAAAUUGCCGAUUCGUACGCCGCGAACGCCAGAGUGAUUGAACAAGAGAUGAUCCGUCGUGGUAUCAUCAAACGCCGCUUGGUUGAUGAGAUGUGUAUUGUCUCCUCGAUUCCUUUGGGCCAUCGUUUGCAUUCGUAG
Messenger RNA from Dicrocoelium dendriticum, 552 nucleotides. The record is from the annotation of a GenBank genome assembly. Lineage: Eukaryota; Metazoa; Platyhelminthes; Trematoda; Plagiorchiida; Dicrocoeliidae.